AUGUCGAAUUCAAAUAUGUCGAAUUUAACGAAAAUGAAAUCUAGUCCUUGCCCCGCCAACGGUCGUCAAACCGUUGGGGAUGGGGCUUUCUACACCGACGCUACUCCUGAUGUACUCGCCGUGUGCCACAUGCAAGGCACCGGCGACAUGUACUACUACUCUACUACCUUCUCUGGCGGGCCCGGGGCAAAAUGCCCUCCUGACCGAGGGUCGUUGGGCUGUGUGACAGACAGCCCGGCGUCAACAUACGCUUCCCUCCACUCCAGCUCGCCAACCAAUUCACCCACCCUCUCUUCCUCCUCCGACUCUACCAACUCCUCCGUUUCCAGUCUCUCGGACGUAUCCUCUCGCAACUCUUCGCUCUACACCAACUCCCGCGAGCCUUCCCUCGUCUAUCCUCUCACUCCGCCUCUCACCGCUGCCGACCGGAACAAUCAAGCCAACAUCCAGUCAUUCUUCAACCACAAUAACACCCAGAAGGAGCACGAGCAGUUCCCUCGCUCGUCCGUCCUUCCCCAGCCCAUCAUCAACAAGAACGCGUCCGUCGCUUAUGCGCACAACAUCGCCACUCCGCCCCUCACUCCGGAUGACAGCCCUUUCGAUGAAUCGAGUCCCAUCAAACAGCGCGACCAUGCCGAUGCGCUCGAGUUCCUCACGAACCUCUUCCCCACUCAGGGCGUCAGCGCGCUCCAGUUUGCGAAGAGCGUCAGCAUCGCGAGCCCUGGGAUGAACGCGAGCUUCGAUGGUGUCGUUCUUUCUCUACCUGGCAAGCCCAAGACGCUUUAUGUCGACGGGAAAAGCGCCGAGAUCGUCUCUCUUCGUGAGAGCAUCGUGGCCCUCCUCGACCUCGCGGACGAACAUCUCGGCUGUGAGGCCCUGGUCAUCGCGCUGGAGAAGGGCUCGCCCUCGCUGAGCACGUUGUUGCAUUCGCUCAUGUAUGUCGGCGGCACGGUCGUUACCAAGCCUCCGUUCCAGGUCGACCCGGCGUACGUGCUCGUUGGGCUCGAAAUUUAG
Stereum hirsutum FP-91666 SS1 is the source of this 1014-nucleotide messenger RNA. RefSeq lists its product as uncharacterized. Gene Ontology annotation, biological process: positive regulation of protein catabolic process. The coding region runs from base 1 to 1014 and encodes 337 amino acids. The record is from RefSeq and is a predicted model, not a curated record. Gene Ontology annotation, cellular component: nucleus; cytoplasm. Gene Ontology annotation, molecular function: ornithine decarboxylase inhibitor activity. The transcript has 4 exons. NCBI's taxonomy places the organism in Eukaryota, Fungi, Basidiomycota, Agaricomycetes, Russulales, Stereaceae.